ACAACCCAACCCACAAUAGUAAUGCGAGACUGCGUUCCGCGUUCGUAACGGAUUUACCUCAAAUUUCGAGCUCACACUUCUUCUCACUUCACUUAUCACUUCCAUUUCCAUUCCAUUCCACUCAUCAUGCAUCUGCAUCAUACAUUCUCUCUCUCUCAUUUACUCUCCUCACCGAACAAAAUCAAAUCAACACCACCGCAUAACUUCCACAAUGACGACGCCGUUCCGCUUCGACGCCGCUGACUCCGCCGCGGAUAUGUUGCCGGAGGCCAAAGUCCUCCAUCUUCGCCGCACCCUAGCCGCUGCUCUCUUCUUCGCCGUCGUUUCUCUCUCUUGCUUAAUCCUCUUCAGAGAUGUUAAUUCCUACCGAUUCUUCUCCACCUUUCGUUCCUCCUAUCCUCUGGCUGGUUUUCCAAGCAUCUUUCCAUCUGCAUCCACCGAUUCUAACGCGACUAGCAAUGAAUAUCCACUUGAAAAAAUUUUGAAUGAUGCUGCUAUGGAGGACAGGACUGUUAUCUUGACCACAUUAAAUGAAGCAUGGGCAGCUCCAAAUUCAGUAAUCGAUCUAUUCCUUCAGAGCUUUAGAAUAGGAGAUCGCACCAGUAGGCUUUUAAACCAUUUGGUAAUCAUUGCAUUGGACCAAAAAGCAUUUGCACGCUGUCAGGUUAUACAUGCCCAUUGCUUUUCUCUUGUUAGUGAAGAAACUGACUUUCAUAAAGAAGCAUACUUUAUGACUCCUAGCUACUUGAUGAUGAUGUGGAGACGGAUUGAUUUCCUACGAUCUGUUCUAGAGAUGGGAUACAAUUUUGUAUUCACGGAUGCCGACAUUAUGUGGUUCAGGGACCCAUUUCCUCGGUUUCAUCUUGAUGCAGAUUUCCAAAUAGCCUGUGAUCAUUUCACAGGUCGCUUCGAUGAUGUAGAGAACAGACCGAAUGGAGGGUUCAACUUUGUAAAGUCUAAUAAUAGGUCAAUAGAGUUCUACAAAUUCUGGUACUCUUCACGAGAAACCUAUCCUGGAUAUCAUGAUCAAGAUGUUCUUAACUUUAUCAAGGUUCAUCCUUUCAUUACUGAUAUUGGACUGAAGAUGAGAUUUUUGGAUACAGCUAAUUUUGGUGGGCUUUGUGAACCAAGUAGGGAUUUCAACCAGGUCUGUACGAUGCAUGCAAAUUGUUGCUUUGGAAUGAACAGCAAGCUUCACGAUCUUGGAAUAAUGCUUCAGGAUUGGAAACAUUAUUUGUCCUUGCCUCCAAGUUUGAAGAAGUUGUCGGUUCUUUCCUGGAGAGUUCCCCAGAACUGCAGCCUUGAUUCUCUCAGGCACCAUGGUUCACCAGAGAAAAGUGCUCAAGAUUAAGGUUUUUAUUGCAUGUCACAUUUCUCUCACAUAAAUGUGGAAGUUCAACGACGUCUAGGAUGAAAGGUUAGAUAUAGGUUUGAAUAGGAAAACCAAUUUUUCUAAACCAACAUUUGCAGAAAGAAUCUUCCCCCAACAAAAGUACACUUAGGCAAUAUGAAAGAUGUAAUAUGCUGAACAAUUUAUUGAUUUGAACUGUUUACUAAAAAAAAUAUUUUUUGUAAGAUUA
Molecule: messenger RNA, 1580 nt
Organism: Lotus japonicus
Lineage: Eukaryota; Viridiplantae; Streptophyta; Magnoliopsida; Fabales; Fabaceae
Exons: 4
Coding region: 212-1351 (379 amino acids)
Source: RefSeq, a predicted model, not a curated record